Salvelinus namaycush (lake trout) is the source of this 2361-nucleotide messenger RNA. Its product is annotated as clathrin coat assembly protein AP180-like. NCBI's taxonomy places the organism in Eukaryota, Metazoa, Chordata, Actinopteri, Salmoniformes, Salmonidae. The record is from RefSeq and is a predicted model, not a curated record. Gene Ontology annotation, molecular function: phosphatidylinositol-4,5-bisphosphate binding; SNARE binding; clathrin heavy chain binding. Gene Ontology annotation, biological process: synaptic vesicle budding from presynaptic endocytic zone membrane; clathrin-dependent endocytosis; clathrin coat assembly. Gene Ontology annotation, cellular component: clathrin-coated pit; extrinsic component of presynaptic endocytic zone membrane; clathrin-coated vesicle. The coding region runs from base 1 to 2361 and encodes 786 amino acids. The transcript has 22 exons.
AUGUCGGGGCAGACGCUGACGGACCGCAUUGCCGCGGCGCAAUACAGCUUAACGGGAUCGGAGGUUGCUCGAGCUGUCUGCAAAGCCACCACUCAUGAGCAGACAGCACCCAAGAAAAAACACCUGGAAUACCUGAUUGAGGCCACCAAGGAGUCUAAUGUGAACAUCCCACAGAUGGCGGACACGUUGUUUGAGAGGGCCACCAAUGCCAGCUGGGUGGUGGUGUUCAAGGCCCUGAUCACUACGCAUCACAUGAUGGUCGCUGGCAAUGAGAGGUUCCUCCAGUUCCUUGCCUCCAGGAACACCCUCUUCAACCUCAGUAACUUUCUGGACAAAACUGGCUCCCAUGGCUACGACAUGUCCACGUUUAUCAGACGCUACAGCCGGUACCUCAACGAGAAGGCGUUCGCCUACAGACAGAUGUCCUUCGACUUUGGCAGAGUGAAGAAGGGAGCUGAGGGGGUGAUGAGGACAAUGCCCGUAGAGAAGCUGUUGAAAGGAAUGCCCACUCUGCAGAGCCAGAUAGACGCCCUGCUGGAGUUUGAUGUCCAUCCCAAUGAACUGACCAAUGGGGUGAUCAACGCUUGCUUCCUCCUGAUGUUCAAAGACCUGAUCAAGUUAUAUGCCUGCUACAACGACGGGAUCAUCAAUGUAUUAGAGAAAUUUUUCCAGAUGAAGAGAGGACAGUGCAAAGACGGGCUGGAGAUCUACAAGAGAUUCUUGACACGGAUGACCAGGGUCUCUGAGGUCUUCAAAAUCGCUGAGACCAUAGGAAUUGACAAAAAUGAUAUCCCCGAGCUCACUCAGGCCCCUGAGAGUCUCCUGCAGUCCCUGGAGACUCACCUGAACACUCUGGAGGGAAAGAAGCCGUCACCAACCAAGGAGUGUGAAGUAAAUGGCUCCCCGGCCGCAGCCGCCACGCCUACAAAAGCUCAAGCGGCCCCUGCAGCUGCUGCUGCUCCAGUUGCUCCUGCCCGCCCUGGACCACCUGCCAGACCCACGGCGGCACCCACCAUCAAGAGCUCCAACAAUGCUCUGCUAGACUUGGAUCCAUUGUCAGCCUCCCCGUCAGCAGGUGGAGCAACAGCCUCUAUCUCGUCAUGGGGAGCCGCUGUUGCUGCUGAUGCUGCAGCCGGUCCAGCUUCCACGCCCACGGUGGCCCAUACGGAUGGCCCCGCCGCGCCCUCUGUGGCCCCCGUGGUGGUGCUGCCCGUGCCCGCCACUACCGCUUCAGACUUGGAUCUGUUCGGAGACGCGUUUGCACCCUCCCCAGGUGACGGCCCGCCCAGCAGGGCGCCUGCUGCUGAUGCAUGUGCCGGAUCUGACCCCUUCGCUCCAUCGGAGGGGAGUGCGAACUUGGCUCCAGAGAUGGACCUCUUUGCUAUGAAGUUCGAUAACACACUGGCUGCCCCAGAAGCAGCCAGCCCCACCUCUAGCGCAGUGCCGAUCAUUGUCGCCCCCAUCGAGCCCCCUGCUGCCGCCCCCGCUCCCUCCUCUACCACCACUGAGUCUGCAGCUGCCCCUGCCGUCCCCACUCUAGACCUCUUUGGUGGACUGAUGUCUCCUAGCCUGGCUCCCACGGCAGCCCCUGCUCCUUUGGCCCCCGCUUUGGCCCCGGCCCUCGCCCCUACCCUGGCUCCUGUCUCAGCCCAGAAUGACUUGCUGGAGGGUGGCUUCGACAUCCUCGGCUCCCUACCCCCACUAAUGCCCGCCACACCAGCAGCUGCAGACACAGUGCCGGCCGCAGCAGCACCCUCUGGUGGCUUUGAUGCAUCAGUGUUUGGUGGAUUAGGGGACCUACUGAUGCCAGCCUUAACACCCCAGUCCACUGGGGGCAGUGUGGGCAGCACUGGCAGUGGUGGGGUCAGUACCAAGGUGACACCCGCGGUCGGGGGUGGCAUGACAGGCGCCACAUCUAUUAAACGGCCAUCCAUCGGGGGCGACUUGGACUCCUCCCUGGCAAACCUGGUUGGAGAUCUGGGGAUUCAGAAAAAGGACCAUCAGUGGAAUGAGAAGAAGCUGACAGGAGGAUCUAACUGGACCCCCCAGGUAGCCCCUCCCAGCUGGGGCGCUCCUGGACCUAUGAUGGGUGGCCCCGCCCCUGGAGCCCCCGGUGCCCCUGGAGUCAUCCCUCCGCCCAUGGGAGCACAUCCUGCCUUUGGCAUGGCCUCAGCAGCUGGAUCUGGAGUUCCCAUGAUGCCUUCCAUGAUGAUGGGACAACCAAUGAUGGGUCAACCCAUGAGACCACCCCUGCCAGGAGCUGCAGCACCAGGGGCACCGCUGUCUCCAGGACCUGCUGCCACCCAGAGCAAAAAGCCCAAGGACCCACUGGCAGACCUCAACCUCAAGGACUUAAUGUAA